AUGCGUGCUGCAAGUGGCCCAGUGUGGAAUGUGAUGCUUCUAGCAAAGUCGUUAGUUUGCAGCUCGAUGACGAGGCCAUUUCUGGUGGAAUUGAGGAUUCGUCUGAGUCUCUUCAGAUUUAAAUAUCUGCAAAAGCUUAACCUUGCCUACAAUUGCUUCAAUGAUGCCAUUCCAAAAGGUAUUGGCAAUAUGAUUUGUUUGACAUAUUUGAAUUUGUCACAUGCUGGUUUUGUUGGGCAGGUUCCUUCUGAAAUUUCAUCCUUAACGAGAUUGGCUAGUCUCGAUAUCUCCAACGAGUUUGGCAAUAAUCUUAGGUUUGAGCACCCAAAUUUGGAGAUGCUUCUCCAAAAUCUAACAGAGCUUAGAGAGCUCAAUCUUGAUGGUGUCUAUAUCACUUGUUCACAUGAAAGGCAAAAAUGGAGCAACACUGAAUCAUCACAUUUACCCAACCUCACCUCUUUGAGCAUGGUUGAUUGUAGUCUAGAUGGCCCUUUGCCUAAAUCCUUUUGGCAACUUCAUUCCCUUUCUAUUCUUCAACUGGAUCGAAACAAUCUUUCAGCAGUAGCACUUGAUGACUUGUUCACCAAUUUUCCAAGUCUGACCACCUUGACUCUUUAUAACUGCAGUUUAAAGGGUUCUAUUCCAUCCACCUUUGCUAACCUAACCAAGCUGACUCAUGUCGAUUUGUCAUAUAACUCCUUGACAGGCUCACUUUCUUCUACAUUGUUCGAAGGUCUUUCCAAUCUGGUUUAUUUAUAUUUGAGUUUUAAUUCAUUCUAUGGUAGCAUUCCCCACUCUCUAUAUGAUCUCCCUUCAUUGUUGGGAAUUCAUCUUGAUUACAACCAAUUCAAUGGCACUUUUCAAUUGGUCAACUUGCUUAGCCUGACCAAUCUUACAUUCCUUGGGCUAUCUCAUAAUCGCCUGUCAGUAGAUGUUGGCAACGUCAAUUCGAGUUCAUAUGGAGGUUUCCAAUUAAAAGAAUUAUACCUAAAUUCAUGUAACUUGUCCCAUUUUCCUGUUUUCAUCAAACAUUUGGAUCUAAAGUAUUUGGAUCUCUCGGCCAAUAGAAUUGCAGGAGAGAUUCCUAGCUGGAUUUGGGGAACACAACUUAUGUAUCUAGGCCUCUCAUUUAAUCUUCUAACAGAUAUUCAAAAGCCUUACCAUAUUCCUUCUUCUCUUUUGGCCCUAGACUUGGACUCUAACCAGUUAAAGGGCGAGUUACAGCUGCCCAUUCCACUUGAAUCUCAACUCCAGUUCAUUUCUAUUGCUAAUAAUAGUUUAAGUGGAACAAUUCCAACCUCCAUUUGUAAUGCCUCACAACUCGAUAGUCUUGACUUGUCAGAAAAUAAAUUAAGUGGCAGCAUACCUCCUUUCCUAAUCGAAAAUUUUAGGAGGCUUUACCUGAAUCAAAACAACAUCAAUGGCAGCAUUCCAAAUAUUUUUUCUAUGGAUUGUAAGCUACAAUAUUUGUCGCUUAACAAUAAUAAUUUAGAAGGAAAGAUCCCAAAAUCUCUCACAAGUUGCAUGUCGUUGGAGGUCAUGGAUGUUGGGAACAAUUACAUCACCGAUACGUUCCCAUGCAUGCUAUCAUCCUCAUUGAGAGUUCUUAGUUUGCAUUCCAACAGAUUCCAUAGUGAAGUGACAUGUAAUAUGACCUGGUCAGCGCUUCGAAUUCUAGAUAUAUCUUCAAAUAAUUUCAGUGGACGUCUGGCAUCAAUAAACUUCUCUAGUUGGAAGGGAAUGAUGCAAUGGAGUGAUGCAAAAUCGUACAGCUUUGGAGUGACAUUAAUCAUGAAAGGCAUAGAGUUAAAACUUAAACAGAUUUGGCCAGAAUUUGGUAGUAUUGAUUUUUCAUGCAAUAAUUUCAUUGGAGAAAUACCAAAUGCAAUUGGUGAUCUUACCACACUUCAUCUUCUCAACUUGUCCCACAAUGCCCUCGAAGGAAGCAUCCCUCAGUCAUUCGGCCACUUGAGCAAGCUCGAAUCACUUGACCUCUCUCGAAACCAGCUAACAGGGCCAAUACCGACGGAGCUUGGAGAAUUCACGUUCCUUGAAGUCUUGAACCUGUCACACAAUAAGCUGGUCGGAAAGAUCCCAAAUGGCCGUCAAAUUCAAACAUUUUCAGCUGAAUCCUUCAAAGGAAAUCCAGGCCUAUGUGGUUUCCCUCUCAACAGAAGCUGUAGUCAUAUUGAUGAGCUAUCACUACGAGAACAUGAAUAUGUCGAAGAGAUUAGUGAGAUUGAGAGGGCAUAUGUAUCUGCUGCACUUGGAUAUGUUGUGGGAUUUGGAAGUAUUGUAGGGCUACUCCUAUUCUGUCCAAGCUUCAGACAUAAAUUCUUCGAAAAAAUUGAAGAGAUUAUUGAAGAGGUGUUUGAUGGCAGAAACAGGAGAAGAAGACGUGCAAGAAUUGAUAGAAAUCCAUGGGUUCCAUCCUAA
Messenger RNA from Salvia hispanica, 2436 nucleotides. Lineage: Eukaryota; Viridiplantae; Streptophyta; Magnoliopsida; Lamiales; Lamiaceae. The record is from RefSeq and is a predicted model, not a curated record.